Messenger RNA from Xenia sp. Carnegie-2017, 1439 nucleotides. Its product is annotated as octopamine receptor beta-2R-like. NCBI's taxonomy places the organism in Eukaryota, Metazoa, Cnidaria, Anthozoa, Malacalcyonacea, Xeniidae. Gene Ontology annotation, molecular function: G protein-coupled receptor activity. The coding region runs from base 107 to 1294 and encodes 395 amino acids. The record is from RefSeq and is a predicted model, not a curated record. Gene Ontology annotation, biological process: G protein-coupled receptor signaling pathway. The transcript has 2 exons. Gene Ontology annotation, cellular component: membrane.
CAGACGAAGACGUCCUCUUUUUCCUGUGUAUUUAUCGCGGGUUUUUAGUCAAUUUAGAAAGAAAUCUGAGUCCUUGCUCAAUCUCAAUUGUACACCUACGGAUAUAAUGGGAUUGGACGAUAUAAUGGGGAAAACCCCUGGAAACAUAACAAGAAAUUCAACCAAAGAUGGAUUAAAUUUCCCUAUGGAUAAUGCAGCUGUGCUUGCUGCUGCUGUCGUUGAAAUCUUGAUAAUUCUCGUUGGAUUGUUUGGGAAUUCAUUAACGAUUAUUGCAGUUCUACGUAGUCGAGAUCUUCAAUAUGCUACCAAUUAUCUCAUCGUAUCCCUAUCAGUCGCUGACUUACUCGUUUGUACCAUUCUAGUCCCUAUGCGUGCCUCACAGCAUAUUGCAUUCCAGUUCGAUCGUACUAUACCGGAGACCUUUGUUAAAGUUGCUGGCUUCAUUGGUCGUGUGAAUAUCCUCGCUUCAAUUUCCACGCUAGUCUGUCUUAGUAUUGAUCGUUAUCUUGCAUUGUCCAGACCAUUGAAAUAUGCCACAUCAAUAAAGUACAACUUAUCAAAGGUACUUAUGGUCAUAGUGACCAUAUGGAUUUUGUCUGUAAUCAUUACAAGUAUCCCAAAGUUUCCUGGCAUCUCUGAUUCUCCCUUCCUAAUAUUUUUCGUCGUGUUUGUACUCACUGCAACGCUACUAAUAGUUAUCAUGUAUUAUAAAAUAUUUCAAAUCAUUGUGAAGUAUACGCGAAAGAUUGGCGAACCCAAACGGUAUAGCGGAACCUUCCAACGAUCUUCGAAAAGGAAAACACGCAAAGAAAGGGAAGAUUCCGGUAUAGUAAUUAGUAUAAACAGCUCUGCGGAGUCAUCUAAUGUCAACUGUAACAACGAAAGAACUGCUGAAGUCCUAGAGGACAAAGAAGACACAAUUGUUUCAUCUUCAAGCAGUAACGAUGUCACAAAAGUAGCAUCAAACGAAGAAGCUAGAACAGGUAUUGUGCCGUUUUCACGAGAAGAACGUAAAGCAGCCCAGACUGUCGGGUUCGUUAUAGCUGCUUUCAUUCUGUUCGUUUAUCCAAGAAUUAUAUUAAUCCUGUAUCAUUUUGCUGAAGAAGAAACAAAUAACAGCAUCAUUGCUCGAUUUUGGAUGCGUGUUCUUCUCUAUGCUAAUUCUGCUGUAAAUCCGACGUUUUACGCCUAUAGACAUAAGGGUUUUCGAAAAGAGUUUCGAAAAAUGAGCCUGAAGUGUUUGGGAUUGGGACGAUUAAUUCGCAAUCGUUAUCCCACAUAUCGUGAAACAUGAUGAAGCACGACUUAUAAUGCUUCCGAAAAAUUUUUAUAUUAAGAAGCUCUAAAAAGCCAUUUCCUGGACUUUGGAGGAUAAAAUCAUACAAACUGUAUUAUUUUCAAUGUUUUAUCAAUCAAAAUUAAAAUUUCAACUCAUCAUA